Molecule: messenger RNA, 3533 nt
Organism: Coregonus clupeaformis (lake whitefish)
Lineage: Eukaryota; Metazoa; Chordata; Actinopteri; Salmoniformes; Salmonidae
Product: rho GTPase-activating protein 18
Exons: 15
Coding region: 200-2116 (638 amino acids)
Biological process (GO): regulation of actin filament polymerization; signal transduction; regulation of small GTPase mediated signal transduction
Cellular component (GO): cytoplasm
Molecular function (GO): GTPase activator activity
Source: RefSeq, a predicted model, not a curated record
CUCUUUGGGGGCUGAUUGCCUACGGUGUGUAUGCUCUGUGUGAGUGUGUGUGUGCGUGUGUGUUUGACUGUGUGUGUACAUUAACACCACUCUGCAGCACAUGGCAAGGUGAGCCAUGGAGUCGAAGAGGUCCUCCCCUCACAUGGGAUAAGGGGGUUCUCCUCCCCUCUGCAAAUAGAGCGUUGGACCUCGACACAAAAUGGUUACCAUGGUUUCCAAAUUCGUCUAUUAUCUUCAUCUAAGUCGCAGGACAGGCCACUACAGUGUCCAGAACCGGGCCAAAAAUGUCCCGGGAAAGCCCCCGUACCACCGCUGUAACUCCCAGGACUCGCUGGACGAGCUGGCCAUGGACGACUACUGGACCGAGGUGAAGAACAUCACCCUUAGUGGAGAGGGAGAGGGGGACGCAGAGCCACAGGAGGAGGUGCAGCUUAAGGUGCCUGAUGAGGGGGAACAGGAGGAGGCAUGGCUGAUGGAGGCAGGGCUGGCCACUCUGUUUGACGAGUCUGCAUCGGACCCCGAGGAAAUGAUGGGGCUGUUGUCCACGCUGACGCGCACCCAGGCCGCCACCGUGGAGAAACGUGUUGAGAAGCUACAGCAGACCCUCAGGAAGAGGAACAAGCAGCACCAAGUACCUGACGUCAGAGACAUCUUCAAACUCCCAGGCACGCCGGAGUCAAAGGAUGAAGCAAAGUCACCAGAGAGAAGUGAAAAUAGAAUAAAGGAUAUUACGACAGAUGGUCAAGCGACGGGGCUGGGGAACGGGGCAGGCCCUGCUGAGCAGCGUGUGUCUGAACCUGAGACAGACAUCAACCUAGAGGUGUCCUUCUCUGAUCAGGCCCUCAGCUAUAAGGAGGACUCAAAGGGCAGUGGCGAGGCGCUGACAGACGCAGAUGACAAGCUACCUAACUUCAAGUUAAGGAGAGACAAGACAGGGCUGACCAAGGCUGGGGACCUGUCCCCUCAGGACAUGAAGAAGGUGCACCGCCUGGUGCUGAUAGAGAUGACCGCUCUGUUUGACACGGCAGGCAUCGACCUCAAGGCCCACAAAGCAGUCAAACUCAAGGUCAAAGAGUCUGGCCUGUUUGGAGUUCCCCUGGCCACCCUGUUGGAGCAGGACCAGAGGAGACAGCCAGGGACCAAGGUGCCAAUCAUACUGCAGAGGCUCAUCUCUCACAUAGAGGAGGAGGGUCUGGACACAGAGGGGCUUCUACGGAUACCCGGAGCAGCCACAAGAGUCAAGGCAGUGUGUGUGGAGCUGGAGGGGAAGUUCUACGAGGGUCUGUUCCCAUGGGAGAGUCUGAAGCAGCACGAUGCAGCCAGCCUGCUCAAGCUCUUCAUCAGGGAGCUGCCUCACCCACUGCUCACUGUGGAGUACCUCAGCGCAUUCAUCGCAGUGCUUAAACUGCCCACUAAGAAGCAGCAGCUGCAGGCUCUCAACUUGCUGGUCCUGCUGCUUCCAGAGUCCAGCCGUGAUACACUAAAGGCGCUGAUGGAGUUCUUUCAGAGGGUCAUAGACCACAAAGAGCAGAACAAGAUGACCUUGAACAACGUUGCCGUGGUGAUGGCUCCAAACAUCUUCAUGUUUAAAGGCUUCCGCAACAAGAUCAGUGAGCAACAGGAAUUUUCCCUGGCCACAGAGACCGCCAACAUCGUCCGACUACUCAUCAGAUACCAAAACCUGCUCUGGACGAUUCCUAAAUUCAUAAUGAAUCAAGUCAGAAAACAAAACACGGAGAACCAGAAGAAAAUGAGUAAAGACCGCGCCAUGAUGAAACUCCUAAAGAAGAUGGCCUAUGAGCGAGAGAAACCAGAGAAACAGGAGAAACCCCUCUCCGAGGUGGACAGUAGUUCUCAGGGCUUCAUCAGGGUCCAGGCCCCUCAGUUCUCUAAGGUCUCCAUGGCUGUCCAGCUGACUGAAGAGUUGCAGGCAUCUGAUGUCCUCAGCCGCUUCCUCAGCCAGGACAGCUCUGUGUCUGUGAAGAGAGAAGAUCUGUGCCUUUAUGAAAUAGGAGGGAAUAUCCAGGAGCGCUGCCUGGAUGAGGAGACCUAUAUGAAAGACCUGUUGGAGCUCAACCCCAGUGCAGAGUGGUUCAUCAAGUGCAUCCAGAGAUAGGAUAUCUGAAUGCUCACACCCUGCCAGCAAUGUCUUAAAGGAGAACGGACGGGGGUACCGCAAGAGAAAAGGGAAACUUCAGCUAAUGUAUAUCCACUUCACCAUGACAUGCUAAUGACCACUGGACCCAAGACAGGUAUUACAGUGUUAAUGUUGUUGUCCUUUGUAGGGCUGUAGUUUAGAGUAGAGUUUAUGCAGAUGAGGGCUCUUCCUCUGAAAUGGAUGCCCUGUGAUGUGUUAGGUCCACAUGUGUAUAGGGUACUAACUGAUUGACAUGUAUGCUACUGGAAGUCCAACUGUCAACGCAUGAGGAGUUGGACAAUUGUGACUGAGGAGAGCCACUGAACAAUAAUCUGUGAUAGGUCUGUGUGUUGAUGAUAAGGGCAAUUUACUAUACCAUCAAGGUACUGGAUUAGUUGAUCGUAAUGAUCAAUACAGUAAAUGGCCAAAAACCAAAGAAACAGUAGUAUUAUAAUGGGUUGCUAUAAAAAUGACAAGUUUGUCAGACAACAUUGUUUUUACAUUCAAUGAUAGACAUGCAAGAUCUAAUUGAACCACUAAUAUGAUUUGCUGUACUCUGUAGCUCAUUCUCCAUUGUAAGAUCAUCAACAUGUAAUAUGCGUGCCUCCCCUAACUAAAUUUGUGUUUUACUGUAGUUCUUUGUAAUGGUUAUAUUCAUUGACUCGUUCCAUUUUACCCAAAUACUAUCCAGCGAUGUCUGUAAUCAGCAAUGUCAGUGCUUAAUGCAGAUAAAUAGACGGUUACUAAUUUUGUGAUAUUGAAUGAUAUAUCAAAACAAUUCUUCCCUGUUACUUCUUUAAAUUCACUGCCAAAUCAUAAUGUAGGGUGAGCUGAAGUGGUUUACAGAUAUAACACUCCUUAGUUCUCAAAGAGGGUAUUCUAGCCCCAGUUUGUAUUAGGCACUUAUCUGUGGGGUCCCUCUGAGCAAUACCUCUCCACUGUGACUUCUGUCCGUUUCAUGUUGACCAUGUAGACAGAAUAUGACCAGUGAAAGAGACAGCCAAUCAAAGAGAUAACGUUAAAUACAUUAUUUAAAUGUGUUUGGUAGUGUCAGUUCUCAAGCUGUGGUCCUAAGCUAGCAUUUCAGGUCACUUCCUAAUAACAUUAACGUGUGGUUCUCAAAAGAUACUUUCAAUGGAGGGAACAGUUUAAAAUAAUUUAAUGUGUAUGUCCAAACAUUUCAAUUUAGAAAGCAAAAAUGAUAUAACUACAGAUAUGACUGUGCUGUAUGAACUGUGCUAAACAAUGUGAUUUUUAUACCCUCUCCCUGCCCUUAUGUUGUGCUUUAUAUUGUAAAUAUGACUGUUGAAAGAUGUCCCUUUUGUUGUUGUAUACUGUAUGUUCUACGGCUUCUAAAAUGACCACUAAACAUUUUGUAAAUAAAUGUGUAAUUGCG